Messenger RNA from Clunio marinus, 243 nucleotides. The record is from the annotation of a GenBank genome assembly. Lineage: Eukaryota; Metazoa; Arthropoda; Insecta; Diptera; Chironomidae.
AUGAAGAAAGGAAAAUCUAAACUUCAAGUCUUAACAUCACUUCAGCUCACAGGGUUUCUUGAAGCAAAUGUUUCAACAGAUAAUAACUUCACAAAAACUUAUGCUUUGCCUUCAUCUCUUCAAGGCAUAUUCCUAAUUGUGUUUGAACUUAGCUGGAAGCAAUCAAACUUAUGUAUUCUAAAGAUAAACUUCUUGUACGAUAAAAUAUUUGGAGUCGGCGACAUAAACUUGACUUAUGUUUAA